CUUUCAGCAACGCAGUCAACAUCACUGGACAGAUGUCCAGGUCUGAGAGCUCUUCAUUUCUUCUUCCAUUGAUCGUUGGACUGGUUUGUGGAAUUUCACUGAUCAUUCUCCUGCUUCUUUGUUGCCGCAGAAAAAUAAAGGAUGCAUGCAGUAACAGUCUCUCUCAGUCUCUGAACAUCAACCAAGGCUCUGCUACACAGCAAACAGUGAACCAGAAUGAAACUCAAGUUUACUCCUCUCUUCUCCAUGCUGAUGUUUGUGUCUAUGAAUCAAUCAGAGGCUCUGGAAACACAGGAAGUGGGGAACCAGAACAUGAAUCCAGAAAUAUUACAUCUCAUCUUCAGCUUCAAGGGAGACAUGACACUGAGAAGAGCUCUGACUACAAUAACGUGAAUCCUGAAUCUUUUUCAUGUGUCACAUGGAGCCAGUCUCAGAGAACCAGUCAGAUCCCUGCCACAGUCCAGACUGUCAGCCAGGAUGAAAAUCAGCAGCACAUAUACUCCUCUCUUCUCCACGGUGAUGCUUGUGUCUAUGAGUCACUCAGAGGUCCUGAAAACACUGGAGAUGUUGGACGGGCCGGUGGCUCCACAAAUGUCAAAUCUCAGACUGAGCUCAGAGAUGUUGGACAGAGGAGAAAACGAGGUGAUCCAGGGAAGAGCUCCGACUACUAGAAUGUGAAUCCAGACUCAUC
Mugil cephalus (flathead mullet) is the source of this 691-nucleotide messenger RNA. RefSeq lists its product as uncharacterized. Bases 33 to 671 code for a protein of 212 amino acids. Lineage: Eukaryota; Metazoa; Chordata; Actinopteri; Mugiliformes; Mugilidae. The transcript has 10 exons. The record is from RefSeq and is a predicted model, not a curated record.